Messenger RNA from Sycon ciliatum, 1352 nucleotides. RefSeq lists its product as uncharacterized. Gene Ontology annotation, cellular component: cytoplasm. The record is from RefSeq and is a predicted model, not a curated record. Gene Ontology annotation, biological process: oligosaccharide metabolic process; glycoside catabolic process. Gene Ontology annotation, molecular function: alpha-galactosidase activity. NCBI's taxonomy places the organism in Eukaryota, Metazoa, Porifera, Calcarea, Leucosolenida, Sycettidae.
GGAUAUGAAGAGCAAGACGCCAAACUAUUCGUGUCAUUUGGAGCUGACAUGGUGAAGAUCGAUGCUUGCGGCUCUACUACGGAGCAACAUGAACCCACAAUGGCCAAGUGGGCGCGUCUUUUCAACGAGAGCGGUCGUCCCGUACUCGUUUCCAACUGCCAUAACGGAUGCCAAACCAACGCGUGGUUUGACUGGUGUCCACAGAGUGCUAACAUGUGGAGGUCGAGUAGUGACAUCAACGACAGCUGGAAGAGUAUUAUGAGCAACCUGCAUACGCUGGUGGAGCGUGGUGCGUACGGUGGGCCAGGGAGAUGGAACGAUCCCGAUUUCUUGGAAGUUGGCAACUCCGGCUUGAGUCACGAUGAGGCGGUGGCACAUUUCAGUCUGUGGUGUGUCACGUCUUCCCCGCUAAUCGCUGGAAACGACCUAACCAGCAUGGAUGCCGCAACACUGGCUAUAUACACGAACAAGGUGGCUAUCUCCGUCAACCAGCGGUAUCUGAACUCAUCUGGUGAUCGGGUCAUGGUCAACGGCACACUGGAGGUAUGGGCCAAACCAUUGCCGGAUAAUGAGUACGGCGUGGUGCUGCUGAAUGCUGGAGACGAAACAGAGUCGAUUACGUUCCCACUAUCCAAGCUGGGCAUAGCAUCGCGCACCACCUGCCAGCAGUACGACAUCUGGACGCAGGCAAGCGGCCCUGUGCCUGAUGGCAUAUUGAACAGUGGUCCUCUCGCCAAGCAUUCGGCUAAGUUCUACGUGAUAUCCAAGUGUUAAUCCUCGGCGUUCCUGCUGCAUGAUCCCUGCUCUGUCUGUCACAUAGGUGCAUGAUCCCUGCUCUGUCUGUCACAUAGGUGCAUGAUCCCUGCUCUGUCUGUCACAUAGGUGCCUCACAAAAACACACUGUACUCUUAGCCUAGAACAUGUUGCAGUGGUAUAUCUUACUCACUACUAUGUUUCUACGAUGAGUGAAGGACCUUCUUUCAGACAUUUCUUGUCGCAUUUCAGUUUUUCUACUGAAGUAUUUCUGCACAGUGAAAGUUUUGAUGAGAGAGAUAGAAAGGGCGAAGAUCGAAUAUUUUAGGCGCUAUCACAGAUCCAUUACUAGUAUCUUUGUUCCAAUUCAAGGUAUCAUAUUUUCACGUACAUGCAUUACUAUUGGAUGGGAAAUCAUGAUGGGAAAUCAUGAUUGUAAAUCGCAACUAUAAGAGUGUGUGUGUCCUUUUUAUGAGUAUUAUCGCAUUUUUGUCUCAGAGGAAACUGUUUACUUAUAAGGGUGUCUUGGCAAUUUUGUUUCCAGAGGACGACGGUACACCGAGCCUUAUGGUGCCAAGACAAGAACAAGACGUUACAGU